This is a messenger RNA of Propithecus coquereli (Coquerel's sifaka), 1927 nucleotides long. It is a transcript of the gene SEPSECS, whose product is annotated as Sep (O-phosphoserine) tRNA:Sec (selenocysteine) tRNA synthase. The coding region runs from base 10 to 1629 and encodes 539 amino acids. The record is from RefSeq and is a predicted model, not a curated record. The transcript is spliced from 11 exons. Lineage: Eukaryota; Metazoa; Chordata; Mammalia; Primates; Indriidae. Gene Ontology annotation, biological process: selenocysteine incorporation; conversion of seryl-tRNAsec to selenocys-tRNAsec. Gene Ontology annotation, molecular function: tRNA binding; O-phosphoseryl-tRNA(Sec) selenium transferase activity.
UUUGUCCCAAUGCUGUGCCGUACCGUCCAGGCGGCGAGUUGCAUUGUGGUUCCGUGGUGUGUCCAGCGUGUGGAGAUUUUUCUCCCGCGUAUUACCACAGUGUCCGCUGCCAUGAACCGCGAGAGCUUCGCGGCGGGCGAGCGGCUGGUGUCGCCGGCUUAUGUGCGGCAGGGCUGUGAGGCCCGCCGCUCGCACGAGCACCUCAUACGGCUGCUUCUGGAGAAGGGCAAGUGUCCAGAGGAUGGUUGGGAUGAAAGUACACUUGAACUCUUUUUACAUGAACUUGCAAUCAUGGAUAGCAACAAUUUCUUGGGCAAUUGUGGUGUGGGAGAAAGGGAAGGGAGAGUGGCGUCUUCAUUAGUUGCUCGUCGUCAUUACAGGUUCAUUCAUGGGAUUGGACGAUCAGGUGAUAUUGCUGCUGUGCAACCAAAAGCUGCAGGCUCUAGCCUUUUGAACAAAAUUACCAAUUCUUUGGUCCUGGACAUCAUAAAGUUGGCUGGUGUCCAUACAGUGGCCAACUGCUUUGUAGUUCCUAUGGCGACUGGUAUGAGUCUAACGCUGUGUUUCUUAACAUUACGACACAAAAGACCAAAGGCAAAAUAUAUUAUAUGGCCACGAAUAGACCAGAAGUCCUGCUUUAAAUCCAUGAUCACUGCAGGUUUUGAGCCUGUGGUGAUAGAGAAUGUUUUAGAAGGUGACGAGCUGCGCACAGACCUGAAAGCAGUGGAGACUAAAGUCCAGGAACUUGGGCCUGAUAAUGUUCUGUGUAUUCAUUCUACUACAUCCUGUUUUGCUCCAAGGGUACCUGAUAGAUUAGAAGAACUGGCUGUGAUUUGUGCUAAUUAUGACGUUCCACAUAUAGUCAACAAUGCUUAUGGAGUGCAGUCUUCAAAGUGUAUGCACCUCAUUCAGCAGGGGGCUCGGGUUGGUAGAAUAGACGCUUUCGUUCAGAGCCUGGACAAAAAUUUUAUGGUUCCAGUAGGUGGUGCUAUAAUUGCUGGCUUUAAUGAUGCCUUCAUUCAGGAAAUCAGCAAGAUGUAUCCAGGAAGAGCUUCAGCUUCACCUUCUUUAGAUAUCCUUAUUACUUUAUUAUCACUUGGAUCAAAUGGUUAUAAGAAGCUAUUAAAAGAAAGAAAGGAAAUGUUUUCAUAUUUGUCUAACCAACUAAAGAAGUUGUCAGAAGCCUACAAUGAGAGACUAUUGCAUACACCUCAUAAUCCUAUAUCUUUAGCUGUGACACUUAAAACACUAGAUGAAUACCAUGACAAAGCUGUCACUCAACUUGGCUCAAUGCUUUUUACCAGACAGGUUUCUGGAGCCAGGGUUGUGCCUCUUGGGUCUGUGCAAACUGUGAGUGGCUACACUUUCAGAGGCUUUAUGUCGCAUACAAAUAAUUACCCCUGUGCUUACCUCAAUGCUGCUUCAGCCAUCGGAAUGAAGAUGCAGGAUGUGGACUUGUUCAUAAAGAGACUUGACAAGUGUUUAAAGACAGUAAGAAAAGUACAAAAUAAAGAUAGUGAUGUAUCUGGAGUUGACAAUUAUGACCAAACUGAAGAUGUGGCUAUUGAAGAAAUGGCUUUAAAACUAGAUAAUGUACUUCUUGACACAUACAAGGAUGCUUCUUCAUGACGUGUGAAGGGUUUCUUCUUGAUCAUUUGAAAGAAAUGAUGAGGCUAUAGUACAAGCAAGCAGUUUUUAAAAUCGUGUGGUGAAUAGUCAAGGAAUAGACCGUGGUCUGACCUAGCUAUUGAUGAUUGUUAACAUUUUUUAUUCUUAGACUGCCUCAAUCCUUAUGAUCCUUAACAGGUUAUAAUAUACAAUUAGCAUUUUUCUAAUUGUUAGAAUAUUUGUCAAUUAAGCAUCAUGAUUCAGAUAAUUCUUACUAUUAAAUAAUAUAAUGACAGUAAAAUUACCUCUGAUUCUCUUG